UUUUCUCUUUCCAUUCAGCGAUCUGUCGGCGCUGCGGUAGUAUCGCUCUUGUUUUGCCGCUGCCGCCGUUGGAACAACUCAGUAUUUACAAAAUUUAUUUUUCCUUAUUCGUCGGGCGUUCUUUGUGUCGUCCGCAGUCGCCGCCGCCGCCCAUGCAGUGUUUUACCGUCGUCAUGGCGUCCGAUUCGCGUUUGUGAUAUAAACCGAUUGUUUUCCGUACACAGCUUGGUAUUGUGUUUUUUUUUUUCAUCUGUCCAGGCUGUCGCGUGUGCUCAAUUUGUUUGUUUCGAGUGUGAAAAGUGUAAUAAUAAUCAGCAGCAGUUACGAGUAAUAUAUUAAUAACGAGUGCGAAGGUAAAAUAUCAAUUAUAAUAUGGAAGGUAGUGAUGCUGGCGAUUCAAAAUCCGGGUGCGGUUGUAGCGCCACGGCCGCUUCCGUGAACAACAACAACGACGGGACGGCUGUCGGCGCGACGGCCGCGGCUGCCGCUGCCGCCGCCGCUCAACAACAGCAGCAGCAACAGCACAGUGCUGUUCAUCAUCACAGGGCCGCCGAGGAUCCCCUUGCGGUUCCUUCGAUGGACGACGCGUCCGAAAUCACCAUCACCGUGUCACCCACCACCGGUGGCCAGUUUGACCUGUCCGUUCUGAAGACCGACUCCGUGGAAAGUCUUAAAAAAGUAAUUUCCAAACGGUUAAGAGUGCCCAAAGAACGGAUAUGUCUGCUGUACCGGGAGAGGCAACUAAGAGACGGCUCGUUGGACGACAACCAGUUGAUGCAAGGAAGUCGGCUCACCCUAUUGCCCAGCGUUGAAACCGGUCUUCUGGUUCAGAGACCAGAACAGAGCGUGAUGCAAGCGUUGGAAAGCCUAAACGACUCGCAGGUAAACGAUUUCCUGUCGGGCAAGGCACCCUUGAACCUCACCAUGCGAUUGGGUGACCAUAUGAUGCUCAUCCAACUUCAGCUGUCCACCGUGUCGUCGUCGGGUACGUCAAAGCGACCGCAUCCCGGUGCCCCGACUGUGGCCACUGGCACGGCUGCUCUGAACGCGGCGUCCACGGUAGCGCCCGAACCCCCUCAGGCCACAGCCACGGCGGCUGCAGCGUGUUCGGCCGGAAACAUCAUCGGUACCCCUAGACUGAUACCCGGCGUGGACGCCUACCCAAUCACUCGCGUCCGCAACGUGUCUGACGACAGCGACGACAAUUCGAUGGACACCGCGGAGGAGACUUCGACGUCCACCGCGCCGACACCCACACCCCCAAUCACCUUAGCGCCGGCGACGCCGACAUCGGCGGCGACCGGCGAAACGCCUUCAUCAUCGCCGUCGACGAUUUCGGCGCCAGCCCCGUGUUCGUGCGACGGAAAAACGUCCGUAGGGACGAGCACCUCGACAGCCGCGGGUGACAAACCGCAGCUGGAUACGCGGGCGUUGGCCGAGGCUUCUCGAAAUCUCACCCAGACCCUGAAACAACUGUCGUCAGAGGUCCUCACUACGAAAAGCGGUUCCAAAGAGAUGCACAUAGGAUUCAAACGAAGGCCAGGUGCCAUAAUCGAGAGCAUGCAACACCACGGCAAAGGCGUAUACUCCGGCACGUUUUCUGGUACGUUGAAUCCGGCACUGCAAGACCGUUUCGGUCGUCCCAAACGUGAUAUCAGCACCAUCAUACACAUCCUAAACGAUUUGCUGUGCGCCACGCCACAGUACCGAGCGGCCGCCAGAUCCGGCACGCCGGCCGUAUGCACGGCCACCACUCUUCCACCGACGGCGGCGGCUCAAGCGGCCACCGCGUUUUCGAGCGCCAGCGCAAUGUCUGCUCAACCGUCGACUGCGGCCGACCAUGCCGGUAAAUUGGCGGCCAGAGAACACGACUCUUGGACAAAGAACGACUCCAAGGAAAAUGCGGCUACCCGCGGUAAAAUGGAACGUCUGCGUCUGAUCAUGGAAGAGAAACGCGAGAGGCGUAGGGCUGGUCGUAGUGUACCCUACGACAAAACCAAAGCCGGAACACAGUGGUCGGCUAAAUCGGAGACCCAGAGCGUAGGGCCACAAGAUCCCACCGUUGAUCCGACAUUACCUCCCGAACAAGUCGUCGUGUGAAAUACUGCCAGUGCGGAGACAACAUUUAAAAUAUGUGAUAUAAAAAUAAAUAUAAACCCCACCAUGUUUUUUUUUUUUUAUAUGUAUUUAUUUAAAUAUAUAUUUAUCAACAAAAUAAUAUGUGGUCAGUUACACUAUAGGGUGCAAUAUUUUUUAUUGUCUAAGUAUAUAUUAUAUUAUAAAAAAUGACUUCAUCAAUAUGGCACCAAAAAAAAAAACGAAAACAAACAUAUUAUACAUAGAAAAUAUAUAUUUAAUCCUUCCCUCAAAUUAUUACAUUUAAUAGUAACAACUUUUUUUUUGUAAACUGAUUUUUAGCUUUAGACAAUUUUCAGACCUAUCGUCCAUAAUUUAAUUUAAAAACAGAAAUAUUGUAAAGUUAUUGUAUAUUAGGAUGUUUAUAUUUAUAAAUAUCUAAAUUGUUUAAGUGAUUUUUAUUUUCCUGGGAGUUUAAUGUUGGAUUAUUUUCAAACAAUUGCGAUUUAUUACCUCAAUUUUUCUUGUAUGUAAACAAAAUGCGUAGACUUUUUUCUUAGAGAUUAUUACAAAUAGAUAUCAUAAGUUUGUCUUGUCAAAUUUCAAAUGACGAAAAAUAUGUGUAUAUAUAUUUAUAUAUAUGUAUUAAUUAUUAUAAAUCACGCGUGCUGGUUAAAAAUUAGUAUUCGUAUAGUUAAUGGAAAAUAAAAUUUAUAAAAAAAAAGUAAUAAUAAUAAUUAAUUAUAUGCUUAAAGAUCGAUUAUUUAUUUAGGGUAAUUUUUGAUGUACGAGAAGAGUAAUUAUUAUACUAAGUUUUGUUUGAACAUUAGGGCUUUUUUAUUUCACAUCUGCAUCGUAAAACGUAUUAUAUUUUUAAAAUAAAACUGUUUCUCGUUAAUUUGUGUAUAUUAAAAAUCAAUCGACUGGCCUUUCCUUAUAAUUUAAUUGUAAUGUUUUUUUUUUUUAUUUUAAAUUUAUUUGAUAAAAAUUUCCUCUGUGCUUUUUACCUUUUUUAAAAUGAUGCAUUGCGUACACAAUGUAUUUAUGUACAAAUAACUUUAAUAAUAAUAAUAAUAAGUUCAUCGAAAUAUGAACAGACGUUGUUUUUUUUUUUUUUUUUUUAUUGGGCAUUUUUGUUAUUAACUUUAAGGUUGAGACCGUGAAUUAUUAAAUUGGCGUUUUCCAGUGUGCCCGUGACCCGAUUGCUUAGGACAAACUAUAAUACGAAAAAUCAAUUGUAGCCGUAAUUAUCGAGUCUUACGUUAUCUAUCCUCUUUUUUUUUUUUUUUUAUAAAUUUUUUUUUAAAUUAGUUUAUUGAUUAUCGUCGAUCUUUACACGAUUUUUUUAUGAAAAAAAAUAUAUACAUUAUUCAAUUGAAAAACGUGUAUUACUUUUGUGUGUUUUAAGUUGUAUUUAUUGUAAUGCCCGAAAAUAACCUUCGAACAUUAUUGUGUACGAAUCCCUAACUAUUUGUAUACAAAAAGUAAAUGUUAUUGUUAGUAGGCUUAUUAUUGUCUAUAGACGGUUUUAGCCGUUAUGACUUAUGUGUAAACAAUGUACAAAAUGAUACACCAAAUGGGGUUUGUAUGUGAAAUUAGUGUCAAAUAAAAAAUUAUAUAUCGAUAAAGUAUGUGUAUUAUAAUAAUCAAUGCAAUACCAAUAAUAAAAUAUGUGAACGCGCUAGGAUUAUGUAAAUACGUAAUAUAUUUACUUUUCUUGUGAAGAACAUUAAAAUAAUAGUUUAUACUAAUUGUUUUUUUUUUAAGAUACUCAUUUGUACAGCUACUAUUUGU
Molecule: messenger RNA, 3870 nt
Organism: Adelges cooleyi (spruce gall adelgid)
Lineage: Eukaryota; Metazoa; Arthropoda; Insecta; Hemiptera; Adelgidae
Product: midnolin homolog
Exons: 7
Coding region: 373-2100 (575 amino acids)
Cellular component (GO): nucleus
Molecular function (GO): protein binding
Source: RefSeq, a predicted model, not a curated record